CUUAAAAUUUAGCUAUAUUUAAAUUGUAUUUUGAAAAAAGACCUAGCUCAAACAGGCACUUUAUUACCCACCUCUGGGGUCCUGAGAAGGGACAUUGCCGCGGAGGAGUCUGGGAUUCUUCCUUUCUAGCCUGGGCUCGUAAUCUGCAAACAUGGGAAAGUGUCGCGGUCUGCGUACAGCCAGGAAGCUGCGUAACCAUCGUCGUGAACAGAGAUGGCAUGAUAAACAGUACAAGAAGGCCCAUCUCGGCACUGCCCUGAAGGCUAACCCCUUCGGAGGCGCUUCCCACGCUAAGGGAAUCGUACUUGAGAAAGUAGGUGUUGAAGCUAAGCAGCCCAACUCUGCCAUUAGGAAGUGUGUCAGGGUCCAACUCAUCAAGAAUGGCAAGAAGAUCACUGCCUUUGUCCCAAAUGAUGGUUGCUUGAAUUUCAUUGAGGAAAACGACGAGGUUCUGGUGGCAGGAUUCGGUCGUAAGGGACAUGCCGUCGGUGAUAUCCCCGGUGUCCGUUUCAAGGUGGUCAAAGUGGCUAACGUCUCCCUGCUGGCCCUUUACAAAGGCAAGAAGGAGAGACCCAGAUCUUAAACAGUUCUUACUGUGAAAUCAAUAAAUUAUGUUUUCACAAUU
Molecule: messenger RNA, 625 nt
Organism: Oncorhynchus mykiss (rainbow trout)
Lineage: Eukaryota; Metazoa; Chordata; Actinopteri; Salmoniformes; Salmonidae
Product: small ribosomal subunit protein uS12
Biological process (GO): translation
Cellular component (GO): small ribosomal subunit; ribosome
Molecular function (GO): structural constituent of ribosome
Source: RefSeq, a predicted model, not a curated record